Molecule: messenger RNA, 652 nt
Organism: Mytilinidion resinicola
Lineage: Eukaryota; Fungi; Ascomycota; Dothideomycetes; Mytilinidiales; Mytilinidiaceae
Exons: 1
Source: RefSeq, a predicted model, not a curated record
ACGAGUUCCUCUUUGUCCAAAUGCCUUGGAGGGGGCGCGGAAUCUAUAAAAAAUCACCGCCUAAGUCAUGAAUUCACCUCCGCCCAGCGAGAAGUCGACCCAUCCUCGACAGGGACUCGGUGUACCCCCCCCCCAAGCCUCGUGAAGAUGUCACAUUCCGAUUCUUCAUCUCGGAUCAAGAUAUCAUCAUCUAUGGCUGGCCGACUAGAGGCGGUGAAAUCAUCCUUGAAGAUGCUGGAACAGUGGACUUUGAGUUUCUCGGUCUCGAUCGCCUGAAUCCGCCUGAGAAACGAUGCGAGAAUCCGAAUCAGGAGGACGAGUUCUACCAGCGAUUAUUGCUCCUUGGUGCAAAGUGGUGGGACUCCAGGGCUCGCUUUUCACUCCUCUUGCGCGCGAAGGCUCCAAGCCGGAUCCGACGGUGUACGAGAGAUUCUGGGUGAGCGUUGCGUGGCCGAGUAGCGGUGGCCUUGUAGUGUCGGAAUAUGACACGACGCUCCCUGGUUUUAGUAAGGAUACGGAUGAUUUUGUCCCAGAUGAUGUUGCAAGAUUAAGAUUAUGUAUCAGCAUGGACGAGAGAGCGGCAAUGCUACUUGAAAGGUAUCAGGGUAAAACAUUCAGAGAUGUAAGUGAAUAUCGGGGGAAUGCAUGUAUC